CGGCAACUCUGAGCCGAACGCGGUUCCCCUUUAACAACCUUAUUGCGACUUCACAUCUUUUGACUUCUUCAUCUCUUCUUUCUUUCAUGCGCUUCACAUCUCACGCCGCCAGCAAGAGAGUCGCCCGGAAUGCGUCGAACCACCAUCUUACUAGCUCGGCCCUCAGCUGUGGCGACAACCACAUAACGAAGCGUUAUGGCGUCAUUCCUCUCUGUUCGAACAUCCUUCCUCUCGCACACUUUCGACUGCUCUCGAUAUGGAGUUUCGAAACAUGGAGCGUGCGUUCAAGCUUCUGCACGCUACGGGUGCGGCGCCUCGGGCAGGCGGAUAACUGCCGGCUAACGAAUGGCGAUCCGGCAAUGACGCGCCCGCCGAGGUGACUUCCUCAGGGCGCGUAUGUACGAGGCGGCAGUCAUCAGAGAGCAAACAUUUCAAUGGCAACAGCUUUUAUUUACUACAUGGCCGCCUUGCAUCGCGACUCCCGUCAGGUAAGAAGCGCCCUCUGGC
This is a messenger RNA of Trematosphaeria pertusa, 507 nucleotides long. RefSeq lists its product as uncharacterized. NCBI's taxonomy places the organism in Eukaryota, Fungi, Ascomycota, Dothideomycetes, Pleosporales, Trematosphaeriaceae. The record is from RefSeq and is a predicted model, not a curated record. The transcript has a single exon. Bases 87 to 380 code for a protein of 97 amino acids.